This is a messenger RNA of Calidris pugnax (ruff), 1430 nucleotides long. It is a transcript of the gene IFITM5, whose product is annotated as interferon induced transmembrane protein 5. The coding region runs from base 661 to 1056 and encodes 131 amino acids. The record is from RefSeq and is a predicted model, not a curated record. The transcript has 2 exons. Gene Ontology annotation, cellular component: plasma membrane. NCBI's taxonomy places the organism in Eukaryota, Metazoa, Chordata, Aves, Charadriiformes, Scolopacidae. Gene Ontology annotation, biological process: bone morphogenesis; bone mineralization.
AAGAGAGAAAGAGAGAGAGAAAGAGAGAGAAAGAGAGAGAGAGAGAGAGAAAGAAAGAGAGAGAGAAAGAGAAAUCAAUUUAUCAAUCAAUCAAUCUGUGUUUUUCUGGCCUUACACACCCCGUCCUGUCACACAGCCCCAUCUCCUCCUGCUUCUCCCCAUAGAAGUAGCUCUUCCACAUUUUGGUAUUAAGUUCCCAUUUAAGGCAUCCAGUGACCCAAACAUGCUGCGAAGGAGGGGUCUUCCCAGCCAAGACCACCUGGAGGGACUGGGCUGGAGGUAUUGGUGGGAGGCAGUGCAGUGAGAGAUCCUGGCACUGAGGCUCUGUCUCGUAUCGGCCCCUUGGGGUCACCUGGUUUCAGUCACCCCAUGGUCACCCUCCGAGCGCUCGGCCUCCCUGGAGCCAUCCGUGCUCCUCAUCGCGGGAGGAAGGCUGGAUUUAAAAAGCCCAUAGGCUGGAAAAGCCAAGUGUGCUUCUCCAAGCUCCCAGCCAAGCCUUUCUGAUAACCACAGCCCGGGAGGGCUGUAAUUUCUUGGGUUUAUAUAUAGAGGAGACGAGGCCGUGCCACAGACAAGGACUAUAUAAAGGGGCCUCCCUGCCCCGCUGCCCCAGCCAGGCUGGUGGAGCAGAAGAGUCGUGGGGUGCCCCUCUCUGUGGCCAUGGACACCUCUUACCCGCGGGAGGACUACCUGCCCACGCCGUCCCACAAGCGGGACCCGUCUCCCGCCACCCUCGUCCCCCCAGCGCCCCGUGACCACCUCGUCUGGUCCAUCUUCAACACCAUCUACAUGAACUUCUGCUGUCUCGGCUUCGUGGCUCUCGCCUUCUCCGUCAAGGCGCGGGACCGGAAGGUGUGCGGGGACGUGGAAGCCGCUCGGCGCUUCAGCUCCAAGGCCAAGUGCUACAACGUGCUGGCCACGGCGGGGAGCGUGGUGCUGCCGCUGCUGCUGGCCGCCCUGGUCAUCACCGGCGUCCUCCACCUCUCCAAGCUGGCCCAGGAGUCCGUCGGCUUCUUCACCUACCAGUUCAGCCCCAGCGACGACGAGGACAAGUGACCGGUGGGUGAAGGGUGUGGAGAAACUCCUUCACAAGCUGGUGGCCCACCCAAAAAGACCACUGGUCCAGCAUCACCCAGCCACCACCCAUCUCUGCCACCCAGGGCCACGUCAGCAGGCUUUCGUGCCCACGGGGCUGGGGGGCGGGGGAGAGCAGCCCCACAGGCUUCUCUCCUCACCCUCUCCUGCCCAUCGUGCACCCCCAGCCCCACAGUGCCCGACCCCGGCUCCUGGCCACACUUCUUGGGGCAGAUCGGGUAUUUUUGUUUACCUUGUUUGUUUUUUUUACCUGCCUUUUAUCCUGUGUGGAGCACAGCUUCCCUCCAGCCUCGGUGAGCACUAUUUAAAUCAUUAAACCACUUCACACAUUGUGA